This is a messenger RNA of Stylonychia lemnae, 2202 nucleotides long. The record is from the annotation of a GenBank genome assembly. NCBI's taxonomy places the organism in Eukaryota, Ciliophora, Spirotrichea, Sporadotrichida, Oxytrichidae.
AUGUUUUAGGUUUAACUAGGUCAUAUAGAUUCUCAUUUUCCUGAAAUUGUCAAGGAAAUAUUUAUACUAGAUGGAAAAAGCUAGGAAAUAAGAUGCUAUAUAGUUCUACAAAUUAUUCCAGGCUACAAUUUAAAAUGGAUGUUUGAGGAAAAAAUAACAAACUUGAAUAGAGAGACCAAACUAAGAGUGACACCAAGUGAGACUAUAUUUACUCAAGAGAAGUAUUUGUAUUUGUUUUAUUUGGCAAUUGAGUAUAUUUAUAACAUAGAGUUGAAUUAAAUCUAUCAUGGUAACUUAUCUGAAACUUGCAUUUUGAUUAAGGAUGAUUUUGAAAUUGUGGUUGAUGGUUAUGAUUUAAGCAUUAUUUAUAAUCCUCAAUAGGAUAAUUUGAAAUACCAUUUGAAGGGCUUAAACCAAACAAAUACGCCCUAAUAGGCUAUUGGUUAAAUAUUCAACAAUUCAUUUGCUUUUAAAUUUGAACAGGCUUCAUCUUUAGCUCCAAUCUCAAGAAUACUCCAUUUAUAGCACAAUUAUAGAUAAUAGGAGCUUUCAAAGGUUGACAAAGAGUUGUAUUUCAUAGAAAAUGAUAUCAAUAAAAAUCCAGAAUACUUAACAAAUUAUUGGAUGGGAAGAUAUUAUGAAGUAAAAGCAAAAAGGGCUUACGAGAUGAAAUUUGAUUCAGCAAUAGAUGAUUUUAAGAUAGCUAAAAGUCUUUGUAAAAAUCAAAUUACAAUGAGAGAUAUGUUGAGACUUACAGCAAAAAUACAUAUUUAUAAUAAUCGAACCAAAAAUGCUCUAAAUGAUAUGUUUAAAGAGUUAUUUAUUAACAAAACAUAGUUUGGAGAUUUGAGUUUAGAGGUCAUUCAGAAUUAUUUCAACAUUUCUAAGUACUAUCUGAAAUAGAAUGAUGGUGGAGAAGCCGAUCUAUAUUUUCAAUAGAUAGUUGCUAUUUUAAAGUAAAGAGUAAAACUACUAAAAAAUUCUAAAACUUUUUAAUCAUUAGAGGAAAAGGAUGAUUUCAUAAUUGAUUAUUACACUCUAUUUGAAGAUUAAGGAAAAUUAUUUGAUGAAAUUUUUAAUCUUAUGAUUGGUCAUAAGGAUUAUAUAAUGGCAAAAAAUUUAAUGAGUGAUGUAAUUUAGAUAAAAGAUUUUCUUAUUGAGCAAGGAGAAUAAGAUGAUGAUUAAAAAUUGGAAUAGGAUAGAUAUUAAAUUGGUUUAUUUAAAUUGAGAUUAAGUACAGCUCUUUAUCAUUUAUAAGAAAUAGAUUAAUCAUAUAAUACACUUAUAGAGAGCUCUGAAAAUAUAUUAUUGACUGAUGAAAAUUCAGAAUUAAUGAUUUAGUUUACGUUGAUUAAAGCCAAGAAUUAUUACUUUUAAGCCUUGAUAUAGCAUGAUUGGUUUGAUUUAUAAGAAGCAUAGUCCCUUCUAAAUCAGGUCCUCUAUACCCUAGAAAACUUAAAUUGGUAAAUGGAGGAAGUGCUUUUGAUAUAGAUUGAUAGCUAUGACCUUUUAGGGAAAAUUGCUGAGAAUUAAUAAAGCUAUAAAGUAAUGUAAGAGAAUCUAGAAUUAAAGAUGUAGAAGCAAAUGAUUCUAUACGCUAAGAAUUAGUUUUGUCAGUAAGUGCUAAACACUUACUUGCAAAUUGCUGAUUGCUAUUCAUUAAACAAAGAUUUUCACAAGUCUAUUAAGCUGCUUAGAAGUUUAAUAAAGUUUAAUGUAAUAAUUCAUUAGUAGUCAAAGCAUCCAGGAAAACUGCUAAACUAUGAUCUUGAAGAUACAAUUUAUGAGAAAAUUGUGAUAAAUUUCGAUCAUCUCAAAGAAUAUCACAAAGCAAUUAAAGUUUUGGAUAGUUAAUUAGCUUCUGAAAGAUUGAAAGGGAGAUAUGAUCAUAAUAUAGAUAAGGUGAUUAAGCUAAACUUUAAGAAGGUAGAAUUCAAAGUGAAAUUAGAUGAUUAUGAUGAUGCAUACGACAUUCUUUAUGGAUUAAUCGAUUAUGUUGAAAAUGAAGAAGAUUUCUAAUUAGAAAGAAUAAGAAUCUAAAUUGAGUUAGGAGAUUUAAUGGAGUUAGAGAAAUAAUAUUCAGAUGCUUAUCAUCAAUACAAGAUUACAUUAAAAGAGCUUUCAGAAAUUACUGCUACAGUCAAUAACAAAAAGCAAAUAGAAGCAUUAAAGAAGGAUUUAAAAUCGAAGCUGCGUAUUUGA